ACUACUACCACUCCAACAACCACAACUACCACUGCAACCACCACUACUACCACCACUACAACCACCCCAACCACCACUUCAACCACCUCGACAACCACUCCAACCACCACUACUACCACUCCAACAACCACAACAACCACCACUCCAACCACCACUACUACCACUCCAACAACCACAACUACCACUCCAACCACCACUACUACCACAACUACUACCACUCCAACCACCUCGACAACCACUCCAACCACCACUACAACCACUCCAACCACCACUUCAACCACCUCGACAACCACUUCAACCACCUUGACAACCACUCCAACCACAACUACUACCACUUCAACAACCACAACUACCACCACUGCAACCACCCCAACCACCACCUCGACAACCACUCCAACCACCACUACUACCACUCCAACAACCACAACAACCACCACUCCAACCACCACUACUACCACUCCAACAACCACAACUACCACUCCAACCACCACUACUACCACAACUACUACCACUCCAACCACAACUACUACCACUCCAACCACCUCGACAACAACUCCAACCACCACUACUACCACUCCAACAACCACAACUACCACUGCAACCACCACUACUACCACCACUACAACCACCCCAACCACCACUUCAACCACCUCGACAACCACUCCAACCACCACUACU
Messenger RNA from Engraulis encrasicolus (European anchovy), 678 nucleotides. RefSeq lists its product as uncharacterized. The annotation marks the transcript as partial. The record is from RefSeq and is a predicted model, not a curated record. Gene Ontology annotation, cellular component: membrane. NCBI's taxonomy places the organism in Eukaryota, Metazoa, Chordata, Actinopteri, Clupeiformes, Engraulidae. The transcript has a single exon.